Phanerochaete carnosa HHB-10118-sp is the source of this 1368-nucleotide messenger RNA. RefSeq lists its product as uncharacterized. The transcript has a single exon. Lineage: Eukaryota; Fungi; Basidiomycota; Agaricomycetes; Polyporales; Phanerochaetaceae. The record is from RefSeq and is a predicted model, not a curated record. The coding region runs from base 304 to 1014 and encodes 236 amino acids.
CGGUAUCUGCUUUUUCAGGCGGCGCAUGAUCUCCGUCAUGUCGCUGCGGAGGCGCGGGCCCGAACUUGCCUUCGUCGAGCUCGCGCGCUUCGACGGCGUUUCACAUAUUCGCUGCCUGCGGAACACGCUCAUUGGGUGCGGCGUUCAGGGCGACGCGAACCUUCCCUGCUUAUUGGAUUGGAAGACUGGCAGGCUGUGCACCCUUCCUCCGUCACCCGUGGGAGAUGUACGUGACCGCGCGUCCUUGUUGAUCGUGGAAACGCGUUUAAUUUCGCUUCAUUUUUCCAGGGUCGUGUCGUCGCUAUGGCGCUCCGCGAGGAUAUCUGCGUCGUUGCGCGCUCCAACAUUCUGUCGAUCUACUCGCUUGCAUCUGGAGAGCCCGCGCUCGUGCAGGAUCUCCAUUUUGAUCACGCGCUCGGCAACGUCGCUUUCGCGGCUGAGGCGGCGCCCGAGGUCGUGCAGGACAAGAACACCGCGCGGCUCCAGCUGCUCAUCACGAGCCACAGCGGCCUGCACGUGUACAGCGUCAGCCAGGACGAGAGCGGCGCCUUCGUCUCGCGCCUCGUUGCCGAGGAGGCAGUGAAGCAGAGCACGAUUCUCACGAGCUCGCCGCAACUUCCGCGCUUCGGCGGCUCCGCGUCGCACGUCGCAUGGACGAACACGCCCAAGUCGUUCUUUGACCGGCAGUCACACGUCUUUGUCGCGCGCGUCGUCGCUACGCCGGCCGCGCCCUCCGCGGACAGUGCGGACGCGGGCAGGGACACCGCACGCGAGGCUACCCCAGCCGCGCAGGAGAGCAAGCUCGAGGUGCUCAUGGAGUGCAAGGACUCCCGCCUGCCGUCGCUGAACGCGAUGCCCGUCAUGGACUUCGACGACGGCGUGGGCAUCAUUGCAAUCGGCAACGCGCUUGGCGAGCUUGCGCUCUGCAGCUACGGCGUUCCGCUCACACCCCAGUUCGUUGACUGCCUGAGGCCGGUGCCUAUCCCAUCGGCGAGGCGCUGGAGGGCCCACUAGGGUGGAUAUUCCCAUCCUCUCAUUAUUUCGUUCUAAUCUUUCGCACGAUACGUUACUUAUCUCUAACAAUUCAGCAACGCACAAACAAGCAUAUCGUACACGUAGAUGAUUCGUUGAUUGAACAAUACUCACUCGCAUAGUAUGUCUUCUCCCUCGCAUUGGCAUUAGUCCCGAUCUUACCCCCCAUCUCGUCAUCUGGUCCCGCGUCUCCCACAUGCUUACAUUCUCCUCGUAAUGCUUUUCGUUGUAGCAUAUUCACACCACUCAUGACGCUGACGACCUCUUCCCUGUGCAUGACAUGUUCGGUAGUCAUUAUUGUAUAAUGAAUUGCUACUUGUCGUGACACCCUGCCCG